This is a messenger RNA of Lathyrus sativus (Indian pea), 276 nucleotides long. NCBI's taxonomy places the organism in Eukaryota, Viridiplantae, Streptophyta, Magnoliopsida, Fabales, Fabaceae. The record is from the annotation of a GenBank genome assembly.
AUGGCUAUGCCUUUUGAAAAGAUUGGUGACAUUUUUGACAAGAAAGAAUUAUGGAAAAUAGUUGUCAAAGUUCACCACAAAUGGACUGUUGUUUCUAAUAACAAAGAGCAUUUGGAACUCAUUUUUGUUGACGCUGAGGGGAAAUAUAUUCAUGUAAUAGUGCCAACUGCUUUGAAAGGAACAUUUGAUUCGGUGUUACAUGUCAACAACACUUACACUAUGACUAACUUUAAGCCUCAACCCAAUGAUUUAGUCUUCAAAACUUCUGAUCAUUAG